Molecule: messenger RNA, 552 nt
Organism: Ostertagia ostertagi
Lineage: Eukaryota; Metazoa; Nematoda; Chromadorea; Rhabditida; Trichostrongylidae
Source: the annotation of a GenBank genome assembly
CUGAUAAAGAGUUUUCUGUGCAACUUCACAAACGCAAUCACUUCAGGUUAUCCAGCGGGAACGAAUGGAGCACCGAAUUUGGUUACACCCCUAGUGGAUUCCAACUGGAAAGAUCCUCAUGGAGUAGAUGGCUAUGCGUAUUACAUCGAUCAACCAACGACGCUACUACCGUACACAUACCACGUCAAGGCGUGGAGCACUUACCAGAACGAGUUACUGCAUGGCAUAAUUGACACAAUGAAUGCGUUCGCCGCAACACAAGGAGUUACUCUAGACCAGAGGCAACUACAGAAUGAUGCUGCUCAAAUCGUUAGCUUUGAUCAUCUCCUCGCGAUGACGUACAGUACCGAUGACACUACUCGUAGACAGUUUGAUCGCAGCUACAAUCCAAUGACCGCUCGUCAGCUGAUGAGCACUUAUCCCCAAAUUAGCUGGCACACGUUUCUAGGAGAAGCCGUUGGACCCGCUCUACACAUCAUGCAGCGAACAUUCAGUGAUCCGGACAUACAAGUAUAUUGUAAUGGAACCGGAGAAACUACAGGCGCUCAAUGA